AUAUAAAAACAGGUUUACGGGAAAAAAGGUUUGCAGGAUACUUCCUAAAAAAAACACUGUCAGGAGUUUCUCGGAUCGUUUUUUCUUCAAGCGCCUUGCAUUGGUUUUCGUUUGUUUUUGGAGAUUUUCGACAACUUUUUCAAAUAUUCUUUCAAUUUUGACUUUUUCUCGGUUUUAUACUUCUAGGUACCCCAUCAUCUCUGUAUUCGCAUAUACCGGUCUUGCCGUUCUCGCAGGCACACUCGGAUUCCGUGUAUACAAGACAAUUGAGGCGCAAGUGAAGAAAACCAGUGGAGAGAAUCCCUUCCAAGAAUAUCUCUCCAAGGACCUUACACUUCCUCAGGAACGAAUUCACGCCCAGGUAGAUGUGCUGGUUGAACAUGCUGCACUUCUCGCCAACCAUUUGAAGAGACUCAUUUUUGUUGAAAACAUCGUUGACAGCGCUAAGUUUGCGCUUAUUUUGUGGGCUAUGACAUAUAUCGGUUACUGGUUCUCUGGAUUCGUCCUUGUAGUGUUAGCUGUUCUUGCUGCGUUCUCGGUUCCAAAAGUCUACGAAAUGUAUAAGGAGCAGAUUGACGCACAACUGGCCAUGAUUUCUCAGCACAUUAAGAAGAUUUCUGAAGAAAAACUACCAUUCUUGAAGAAAUUGCCAGGAGAAGGUGAGAAAAAGGAGCAGUGA
Messenger RNA from Angiostrongylus costaricensis, 679 nucleotides. The record is from the annotation of a GenBank genome assembly. NCBI's taxonomy places the organism in Eukaryota, Metazoa, Nematoda, Chromadorea, Rhabditida, Metastrongylidae.